UCCAAUAUGGCUGUUCAAGUUGGAAAUUUCAAUUUAAAGGAUAACUAAAAGGUUCUGUAACUGGGUAAUAUCUAGUACAUUUCUUGACACAAUGCUACAAAACUGACAGUGGGUGGGGUUUUUUGUUGGGUUUUUUACAUAGAAAAUUAAACACAAUAAUACAUUUAGGAGUUUAUUGAUCAACUUUGUAAUCUGAUACUGGACGGUUCAAAAUGGGACAAGAAAGAUGGGUCUUGAAAAGUUGAUAAUACUGUACGACCACACAGUGGAGUUUGAUGCUGUCUGUGAACAAGAUGUAAUGGAUACAUUGUUGUGACCUGUGUAAACUGACAGUAACUGACAGACACAAGGAUGUAUGGAGUAUACCACGACAAUCCACUGGAGCUUAAAGAUCCCAGAGGAAGAAAGGUGGUUGACAGAAAACAUGAAAGGCACAAACGUUAUCGACAUGAAGCUGACUAUUCAGAUGGGGAUAAAAUUUUACGGGAACUUGCCAAGCACAACCCAAACUACAGAGAAAGUCCGGAUUCUAUGUCACUCAGCAGUGGUGACUUUGACUUCUGUGUGGAUGAUGAACUACUUCUUGGUGAUGUCGACCUAGACAGUGUCCUUGGCCAGCUGCUUGUCUUGUGGUCUUACAAGACACCAGAUACUUCGGCCAUAUUUACCCCUGUAAUGGGAGACACACUCACUUCAAUCAUUCACUUUGCCAAAUCUGGCCUUGAUUUCAAUCACAAACUGGAGAAAAUGACCGUCCUGCAGCCGGGACAGAAGAUUCCUGUCGACAUCUCACAGUUUUAUGUCAUCAAGCCUGGUUCAGCUGUGUUAAUUCUACCACUCCAUAAACAGAGGGUAAACAUCGAGAUUAAACAGCUGAAUCUCAAGUUUGAAAUGGACAUUGAUCUUUCCAUGACAGUGAUGCAGCUAAAAUCUGAGCUCCAGGAGCAAAGAGGUCUUUCACCAGAGAGAAUGGAUUUGCUCUACAAAGACAAACCCAUGCAAAAUGACAAGUUUUUGUUUGAAUACAGAAUUAACCCAAGAGGCACACUUUUUGUUAUGCUGCACAUUCUGUACGAUACCCUCGUGCAUAUUGAAACAUUCUGGGGCAGCACGUACCAUCUGUACAUCGACCCCUGCAUGACGGGCAUGAACAUCAUCUGGACCGUGUUGCGGAGGACCGUUACGAGAAAUACAUCCGACAUAAUGUCAUUGUUUGAUCUGUACCUGCCAAAACACACACUGGUGCUGUACCACGGUGGCACAGUCAUCAACUGGAGCACAUGCAUGGGUUUCUACAGCAUUGAGGAUGGCGAUGUUCUACAGCUCUCAACCAUUGGUCUGUUCCACAAGCUACAGCUGCAGAAAAUCCCAAUUGUGGAAACGAAGGACAAGGUACAUAUGAUAAAGGUUUCCCAGUUCGACAGAUGGUCAACUGUUGCUCUCAAACUGCAUGGACUGACCGGCAUAGCUGUCAACAUUAUCAAACUGUACUCCGGUGACUUGGCAGUGGAUUUCUCUGAAACUAUCGGCCACUAUGGUUCAAAGUCGCCCACUGUUGUUAUGGAUGUAUCCCUAGCCAAAAAGGACCCUGAUGUAAUGUUUGGAAUUCCAUUAACAUUUCGUCUGGGCAAUGGAAUCACUGAGAUCCUCAAAGUCAGCCCGAACCGGAAAGUUAAAGUCGUGAAAGAAAUGUUGGAACAGAUUGGAGUGCCAAAUGCAACGGUCCACGACAUGUUUGUAGGAGAGUACAGACUCUCCAGCAGUAACAAGUUGGUUGAGUAUGUGGAAGAUUUCGAAACCAAGGUGGACUUGAAGCUCAGGCAGUAUCCAGUGUUUGUGCACUCGACACAGAAUGUCAUAUACAAGAUGCACGUGUAUGCUCAAGAAAGCAUUGGGGCAUUCAAGAAGAGGAUUGAGAUGAAAACAGGUCUGUCGAUGAAGAACUACAUGCUGAUGAUAGCGGGUGAAGAUUUUGAUCAAGAUGACCAGAUGAAUGUGUUUGAUUCUCAGCUCGGAAUCAGGUCAUCCAUAUUCAUGAGACCAAAACUCAGCUAUAAUGUUACAUUUAUCAUCUUCGACAAAAUGAUGGUCAAACUGCGGAUACCACUGAAACCAAACAUGUCAGAAUUAAAGAAGAUACUCUGGAAGGACAAGGAACUUCCAUCCGGUUCCCUUGCUUCAGUGGCCACCUUUCUGCAAUGGUUCUAUGGCAAGAAGAAACCGCGACUGGGACCGUCACAACGAGGGAAGGUGUUAAAACCAGGUGCAGAGGGUCUCGAUGUCGCUUACGGCAAAAGGAAAAGAAAGAAGAAGAAAUAUGGCAAGAAUUCGCUUCUCUACAAACCGUCAUCUCUGGCCGAGGAUGAGGCUCUGCUUCGACUGAUUGAUGAGAUAUACACAGGGCGUGGAAGACAAAAGAAGCGGUCACAUUCAUAUCCUCCGCAUUACUUUCCAUCACUUGACGACUUCCAGCAGAGGCAGAAGGAUCCCCGGUUAAAGCGAAGAUACAGGUCGGCUGAUGAUUACGAGAGACACAGGAAACACCGUUCAAAGCAUGGACACAGUCAUCACAAACCACAGUGGUACCAGAACCAGCAGGCUGUGAAUCAAACCACACCGGACGAGAUUCUUCGGAUCUCCACUUACAUUGAAGCUGACAAUGUUCAGCUUGAACAAGACUUGGGUUGGCCAUGAAAGUGAAUGUGUAUAUAAUUAUUGUUAUCACUUCAGUGCCAAACAUUUGAAAAAGAUGUCUUUCGGGAAUCAUUAUCUAGUUACCAAUGUUGUAGAUGUCAAUCAUGUUCACACACCAAAUUAGUUCUACUCAACUGGUGGUGUGAGCUUUAAAUGUCUUUGUAAAUUAAAGUAGUUCACUGACUUUUAAGAAGCAAAUAUAUUUAUUGGCAAAACCCACAUUAACAAUUUCAGUGGAAUUAUUUUCCAUAUUAGGAGACAAUAGUGAUCGAUUAUGUUUUAUUUAGUGGCUAGUAGAUCAGUUUGAGGCCAGUUUGGCCUCAUCAUUUUCCAUGAUCUUAAUUCAUUUUUAUCACAAAAUAACAUUGAUUUCAAUUCUUAGUACAGGCAUGUUUUAAUGUUAAUUAGUUGUAGCUUUGUGAUAUGUUGUCUGUAAUGAACACCUGUUAUUCAAUUAAAACCUCAUAAGGUGCUUAUAUUUACGCUGUUAACACUUGAUACUCUUACAAUUACUACUUAAGACGGUUUGAAUUUUACCAGGGCGCCCAAUGUAAGUGCCUAAAAACCCCAGACAUUGUACAUGUAGAUUUUUUUGGAGUGAUGGGAUUUAGACUAUGAAGGUAGCCCACCCAUAACGUUCAGCCAGUGAGAACACUGCCAAAUCACAAAUUAAAUUAUAAUCUGAAUAUAAAAAAAAGUGGGGGUUUUUAAUGUGGGUAGGUUACGGGUGGGGUAGGUAUCCAGAAAAUACCAUAAGCCAGAGCUGAAUGCCAAAAUUUAUAAAAAGUCAGUUACCUUGGUACCCUUCUUUCAAAGGAAAUACUUGCCUUGGGCUCAUCAUUUUGUUAUUAAACCAAAGGCAACAUAUGCCAUGCCACAAAAUGUUUCAAUUUGACCCCUGCUAUUUUGAUAUAAUUAAACCCCAUAUGUAAUUAAACCAAAACUGAUAGCGAAGCAAAGUAAUAAAGUUGUUUAUAUUGAUAACAUUAAUGCAAAUUUUAAUGCUGCUUUUCCAAUGAACCAGCAACAGAAUCAGUAUUUUAUUAAUCUAUAGCCAUACUAUAUUUAACUAGGAGUAAACAGUCUUAGAUAUGAACAAACAUAAUUUUAUUUUAGUAUGUCAUAAUGUCUAGAAUCUACCAAUUGAUAUAUUAAAUACCAACUCUUAGGCCUCUGGCAUGCCAAGCUAAAGACAAUAAAAUAUACACUUUUUAUUUAUUUAUUUUUCACAAACCCAAACCCAAAACUGUCUGUUUACAUGUAAAUUGUAAUGUCCAAUCUUAGAAGUGUUAAUUCCAUAUAUUGAAAUAUGAAUAUUUAUUUAUUUUACAAUGUGA
This is a messenger RNA of Gigantopelta aegis, 4031 nucleotides long. RefSeq lists its product as uncharacterized. Gene Ontology annotation, molecular function: protein binding. The record is from RefSeq and is a predicted model, not a curated record. NCBI's taxonomy places the organism in Eukaryota, Metazoa, Mollusca, Gastropoda, Neomphalida, Peltospiridae. The transcript is spliced from 3 exons. Bases 352 to 2694 code for a protein of 780 amino acids.